AUGCACAUAGAUGUUGAGAGCCACAACCACAGCUGGGAAGGACUACAACAGAUAAUCAUUGAGUCCUUUGUUGCUGCUGAGGUUAACGACUGGCCCUACGUAUUGCUACCCGAUGUUAUACAUCUCGUUGUCUGGUCACAAAUUACUAUUCCUCGGGACCCGGAGACUAGGGACAUAUCGCCAGAGGGCAGAGUUGUUGUUGACGGUUUUGUUAAGAGGUAUUUUAUAGAUGCUACGGGGUUCGGGGAAUUAUGGUGCGUCCUGUGGUUCAAGAAACUAUCGGGUUUACAGAGCAUACCAAUCUAG
Penicillium waksmanii is the source of this 306-nucleotide messenger RNA. RefSeq lists its product as uncharacterized. Gene Ontology annotation, cellular component: cytoplasm. The transcript has 2 exons. NCBI's taxonomy places the organism in Eukaryota, Fungi, Ascomycota, Eurotiomycetes, Eurotiales, Aspergillaceae. The record is from RefSeq and is a predicted model, not a curated record. The coding region runs from base 1 to 306 and encodes 101 amino acids. Gene Ontology annotation, biological process: N-acetylglucosamine metabolic process.